Vigna unguiculata (cowpea) is the source of this 2059-nucleotide messenger RNA. RefSeq names its product calmodulin-binding protein 60 B-like. Gene Ontology annotation, biological process: regulation of salicylic acid biosynthetic process. Gene Ontology annotation, molecular function: sequence-specific DNA binding; calmodulin binding; DNA-binding transcription factor activity. NCBI's taxonomy places the organism in Eukaryota, Viridiplantae, Streptophyta, Magnoliopsida, Fabales, Fabaceae. Gene Ontology annotation, cellular component: nucleus. The record is from RefSeq and is a predicted model, not a curated record.
CAAUUAUACUACUUCUUAACUACCACUCGGUUGAGUUAUUAUACCAUUCAGAGUGUUUUUGAGAGCGUUGAGUUGUUCGUUUGCUUGUAGCAUUUUGGAUGGUAUCAAAAAGGAAAUCUUUUGAGAGGCAACGGAGUGGCAAAGUUCCAAUUCAGGACCAUAAACGGAGCUAUGAUGAUACCAAGCAAGCUCCAAUCAGUGGCCUGAGAAAUGUGAUCAACGCACUAUGGCUGAAUGACCACUCAUCCUAUUUGGAAGCUUUUGUGCGAAGAGUGGUAAGGGAGGAGUUGGAAAAGAAAAUCAAGGACCAGGCUCAUCUAUUUCCAAGAAAAAGGGUUAAUGAGGCUGGCAUAUCCGGAGCCAAACCCUUCAAGUUGUGCUUUCUUAAUAAGUUACCUAAGACAAUUUAUACUCGGUCUAAUAUCGUAGCAGAAGACGAAUCACUUCUUCAAAUUGCUCUAUUUGAUGUUAGAACUAAGUCUGUAGUAAAGGAGGGUCCCCUUUCCUCACUAAAGAUAGAGAUCUGUGUUCUGAACGGUGAGUUCGGAUCCGAUGACAGUGAGGAGUGGACAGAAGAGGAGUUCAAUUCCAAUAUCUCACGUGAAAGAGAAGGUAGAGAGCCACUCUUGAUUGGAGAGAGGUUUAUUACUCUUAAAAAUGGAGUUGCUUGUAUCACUAAAAUUGCCAUAUCUGACAACUCGAGAUGGCAAAGAAGCAGAAGGUUCAGGAUUGGAGUUAAAGGUGUGCCACCAACUUCCAUUGGAGAAAAGAUUCAGGAGGGUAGAAGUGAGCCUGUUAUUGUGAAAGAUAACAGAGGAGAAUGCUACAAGAAACACUUCCCUCCAUUCUUGGAUGAUGAACUAUGGCGCUUGAAGAAAAUCGCUAAGGAAGGAAGAAUCCAGAAGCAAUUUUCCUUACAUGGAAUUCACACCGUGAAAGAUCUCUUGCGGCAGUGCAUAAGCAACGAAGAAUCACUAUAUAAAAUGCUUGACAUUCCAAAGAAGUCAUGGUUAGCGAUCACUGACCAUGCUAAAACCUGUGUGGUGGAUGAUUACAAGCUUUACAGCUAUUACUCACAAGAACUGCAAAUAGGUUUGCUAUUCAACUCCAUCUACAUCCUCGUGGGAGUGACAUUUGAUUGGGAAAUUUAUUAUUCACCAGAUAUUCUCACUCCCCAAGAAAAGCAUUUGGUAGGAAUAGUGAAGCAGCAAGCUUACAAAAAUGUCAACAAUUUGAAAAUGAUUGAUGAAACUAAAUUGAACUGUUUAAACCUAGACGCAUGUCUAAAAAAAGCAAGACAGUCCGACACUCCAAAUCAAUGUCUGCAACACAUGGAUAUGCCAACUGCACAAGGUGAAGCAGUAACAUUCCCAGAUUACAGUCAACCAUCCAUCUCUACUUCAUAUACUGAUGAAGUAAUGCACGAUGGCCAAAUUUAUGCCGAUUCAGAGCCAAGCACAAGAGAAAUGCCGCAUAACAGUAAUGUGUUUGAUGAAUUUUCCUCUGAGAUAUACAAUGAAGAGGAUAGUUGUGACUUUGACGGAUCGUGUUUUCCGUUCCUUGAAGGUGGAUAUUCGAUAGAGAAUGAAAAAUGGGAACCAACAAGUGGCAUGUUCUUUGGUUCUUAUGAUGGAGAAGAAUUUAGCCCUUAUUCUACUUUCAUAAAUUCCAGUGUGGACAUAUCAAGUAAUGGCAAACCCAAAGCAGCGUGGUGUAAGAUUGGUUUUGCUCUGAAAUGGGUUAUAUCAGCGAAAAGGAGGCAUGCAGCUGCCAAAAAGAAUGCUCAGCUCUUUUACCAUAACUAGUGGGACUCUGUUUUAUACCUAAAAUGUGCCUACAAUCUAUAGGAAAUUAGUUCCUGAAUGUGUUUGUUUUUUUUUUUGCAAGUUUAGCUUCUUUAAUUUCUACUUCACUAAAGAGAUGUGUGAGACGGGUUCCUCGUCUACAUCCUAGUGCUGGAUUGCUUAGGUACAAUUUGUGGUUGUUGUAUGUAAUAUCAAGUUUUCACUUACUUACUGAUUCGUGAUCAUUUCAAAAUUUAUUCUGUUCAAAAUUUGAA